AUGAUCCAAGCGAUGACCGGACAUGGUGGGUUCUCCGAGUAUCUGUACCGAUUCCGAUGCAAGGAGAACCCUUCAUGCGUCUGUGAGUCAGGAGUUGAGGAGACAGUGCUGCACGUACUUUUAGAUUGUCCCAGGUUCGGCAAACAAAGGUACGAUUUUGAGAAGUCGAUCGGAGCAAGACUGGAAGAAGAGAAAUUAUAUUUAUUAUUAGAUAGUAAAAUUACUCUAAUCCAGGUGUAUGCACCUACUACCGAUGCUACUGAUGAGGAUAAUGAACUCUUUUAUGAACAAUUAGAAACCGCCCUUAAACAUCUUAAUCCACAUAACAUUAUCCUCGUCCAAGGUGAUUUUAAUGCAAAAAUCGGGGAGGGCAAAGUCUCGGACAUCGUUGGUUCAUUCGGACUGGGAAAAAGAAACGAUCGCGGUGACCGCCUUUUACAAUUCUGUGAAGAACACGGGCUUAUAAUUUCAAACACCCACUUUAAGCAACCUCCAAGAAGAUUGUAUACGUGGAAGUCACCAUUACAUUCGCUGAAGAAGAUCGUCCGUAAUCAAAUAGAUUACAUACUUAUAAACAGAAGAUAUCGCAACAGUUUAACAUCAGUCAAAACCUACCCAGGCGCCGAUAUUGGUUCUGAUCACAAUCCGGUUGUUGCAUCCCUCCGCUGUAAUAUGAAAAUUCUAAAACCUAAAUAA
Molecule: messenger RNA, 696 nt
Organism: Parnassius mnemosyne (clouded apollo)
Lineage: Eukaryota; Metazoa; Arthropoda; Insecta; Lepidoptera; Papilionidae
Source: the annotation of a GenBank genome assembly